AUGACGCGGAAGUCGAAGAAGGCGGCAAAGGACGAUGUGACACGGGUGCGCCGCAAGGCGAUCCCAUGGGAAUCCGACGGCGUGUCACCGGGCUCUCCUUCGUCUUUUGAUGUUCUCAUGAUGUGGCUCGGGACACCCGGCAACGCCGAACGUUGGCGUCGCGAGAAGCGCAAGGACCUAGUUAAAGAGAUCAUUCAAAUGCUGGCGGCCAAUGGCAUCCUGCACCGGGCGGUGGGAGACGUGCACUCCAAAAUAUGGUACAUGGAGACCCAGUUUACAUCUGCGAAUGCAUUCUUAACCCGAAAGGGCCAGCUAGACGCGUUCCAACGGGGGGAAGCGGGCCCUGACAUUGCCAACGAAGUGCUCAAGCUCUGCCCGCACUAUCAAGACAUGGCGCCGUUUUUUGGAAAACUUAAAGCGGGCAAAAAGGUGCAAGUAACGCCGAAGAUUGCUUCUAAUGGGGCAGCUGCUGUUAAUGGGGCGAAGACUGUGAGUGAUACAGUUUCUGCAGGCGGCAGCGUGAGUGCUGCAGGGGAGUGGAAAAGGAGUUUGGAGAAGGACCGCCGCGAUACUGUGACUGAUAAAUCUCAUUCUAGCGACCGAGGAGAGAAGGUGGUGAACGUAUCCAACGGAGCCAAUGGAGAUGAAACGAGUAAACAGCAGCAACAGAAGAAGGAGAAGUUGACGGCAAAGAAAAAGGAGAUUGGCGGUGACACGACUGGUACGAAGAAGGCAAAUGGAGUCGAUGCUGUCACUAGAAAGAAUAUUAAUGACGUAGCGGGAAACAAGAAGAAGAGUAGCGCCGAUGGGAAGAAUGGUGCGGCCGAAGCGGGCUCGAAUGAAGCUGAGAAGGAUAUAUUUAGUGGUGCUGACGAACAGAAGAUUGACGAUGAUGUGAAGCAAGCACGUAACGAUGCAGUUGCGAAGGAUGAGGGGGAGGGCGCUCUUGCAGAUGUCGAAGAUGGCCAGAGCGACAUUGGUGAGGACGAUCAGAACGACGGCGAUGAGGACACAGAUACAUUUUCAGAGCAAGGAGAGGCUCAAGCUGACGACGACAGCGAAAGUCAAAGCUCUGACGAAGCAGAAAAACCUCGCGCGCGCAUUACUGUGAGAAAUGGAGUACGAAGUCCGUUUAAGACAAAGCCUCAGCAGAUCGAAUCGGAAAGCAGUAGCUCCGAGGAAGAAGAUGACGAAUACGAAAAGAACGACGUUGAGAGCGGCCACGAAGAGGGCGAUGGCGAAGAGCAAAUUCCGUUAGCUCAAACGGACGAGGUUGAUCCUUCACCUGUAGCUGAAGAGGGCGAUGAAGUGGAGCAAGACGGCGAAGAGAAGGAACACAGUGAGGUCGACGAAGCGGAUCAGAGCAAAGCGGAAGAGUUAGAAGAUACUGAGGAGGAGGAGGAGGUUGAGGAAGACCCGACUGAAGACAGAUCAAACACCACGGCAGCGGACUCGACUAACAAUUCGGACAGCAGCUCUUCUAGCGAGAGUGAAGAUGCUGAAUCGGAGGAAGAAACGCCACCUACUCAGGUGAAGAUUAACUCGGAUGCGGAAGUAGAGUCCGGAGAAGACGAGUCCAAAGCAGAGGACAAUGAAGACGAUGUCGAGAUGCUGAAAGACUUUGACAAGCGCGACUCAGACGCCCACGCGCCUGUGGCGGAGGUUGAGCCUGCCGUGGUGUCUUCUGAGCGGAAACGCAGCGUUUCCAGUGAGGUGCCCCCCUCUCCGAGGCCUAACAAGCGUCCCAGAGCAGAUAAGGAUUCCGUCCACAUUACCAGAGACCUCGAGCGCGCAGCUUUCGUCGAACGAGCAAAGCAAGAACAAGACCAGCGCGACGAGCUGUUCAAACUUGAGCGCGCCAAGCUCGAGUGCGAGCUACAGGCAAAGCAAGUGCAGCUCACGAUGGAGCGAUCUCUCGCCCGCAAGAAGCUUCUCGGCGCAGUGAGCUACAUGUCGCCCAAGCCUAAGCAGGCCCGCAAGACGCCCCAGAGCGCGCUGUCGGACAACGCGCGGCCGGGCGGGCCGACUACUAUGGACAUACUGAUGCGCUGGCUUACUACGCCCGGUAACGUGAAGCGCUGGCGUUUGGAGCCGCGUGCGCCGCUCGCGCGUGAGGUGGUGGAGAUUAUGCAGGACGAGGGGCUGGCCCACCGCCAGGCGCCAUUCGUCCGGUACAAACUGGUCGCUAUGGAGAAGCAAUACAUCACCGCCCAGAAGUGGCUGCUAGAGACAGGCAUGCACGACGCCUUCUUGCGAGGAAAGGCUUCGAAAGAAGUCCGUGCCCAUGUUAAUUACUUGUGUCCGCAGUAUAAGAAGCUGGAACCGGCCUUCAGAGGCGCUCCAUUCAGUACGAAACACUCGGAGACAAUUGAACUCGACGAUGAAAGUGCCGAGGACGUGGAAGCAGAGGAGAAGCAGGAAGAGGCGAGUGACGAUGAUCAUCUGGAUGGAGAGAAGUCCGCGGCUCACCUCACCGAGAAUCGGGACACGUUUAGAGACCUGCUUUUUGCUCGGAAGAAUAGUGAAGCGGGGAAGGAAAAGGCUUCAAUGUCGGCGGAUGAUCGACAGACGAAGGCUCGGGCGUUCAGAGAUCGACUUCUUGCUGACAAGGGUGCCGUUAAUGAGAAGGAGAAGAGCACGACUGCGGCUCCACUGAAAAAACACAGCAGACUAGCAAAACAGCUUGAACCUUCACCUGGUUACGCCGCAGCAAGAAAAAGCUUGACGACUCCGGAACGGGAGGAGAAGACUAAUGCAAUCGAAGAGCAAGUCCCGACUACGACUGCUGAUAACGUUGCUCAGAAAGAGAAGACCGUGCUGCCGAAGAAAACCAAGAGCUUAUCUAAAGUGAGCGUUCUGUCGUCAGCUAUGCAGGUUGCGAUGGAGCUAGCUGCCCCGGAGGUGGCGAAAAAAACAUCUGCUUCUGGUAAGAAGCGCAAGGGUCGAACACCGAAAAAUACAGCCGAUGCAACGAAUGGCACAAAGGAGAGUGCAAACGGCGAGAAGGAGGUUGCACCAAAGACGGGAGCUGCCAAACGGAAGAGCUCGGUAGAGGAUGUGACUGCAAAUAAGCGCAACCGGACACAAGAGCAGGUGGAGACGGACGCCAAGGACAUGAAGGAGAUAGAGCGUGAAGCUCUGCUAGAACGAGUUAACGAUGAGCGCAAGAUGCUGCUGAAGCGUGCCAAAGAUGAAGAAAAACAGCGCCGUGAUGUGUUUGAGCUGGAGCGCGUCAAGCUGGAAUACGAGGUAGAGUCGAAACGGGUCCAGCUGUUGUUUGAAAAGGCUGCGGCGCGGAAGAAGCUGGACCAGCUUGGGGUUUCUCAGGAAGAGAUUGACAACAUCCUGCCGCUAUGA
Messenger RNA from Phytophthora infestans T30-4, 3357 nucleotides. RefSeq lists its product as uncharacterized. The transcript is spliced from 2 exons. NCBI's taxonomy places the organism in Eukaryota, Oomycota, Peronosporomycetes, Peronosporales, Peronosporaceae. The record is from RefSeq and is a predicted model, not a curated record. Bases 1 to 3357 code for a protein of 1118 amino acids.